AUGCAUUUAACGGAAUUUAGUCCACCAGCAAUUCAAGCGAAAUCACAGGGUGAGCUACCAACGCCAAGAGCACAUGCUAAAGGCGGCUUUAUUGGAAACCUACUAUAUCUUUACGGAGGUUGUCAGAGCUUUCAUAGAGCGGGAUCAGAACAUACGGGUCGUAUGGAUUGGUUAACUGAGUUGAACAGUUUUGAUAUUUCAGCAAUGCAUUGGUCACGUGUGCCAUUAUACGAAGUACACCACUCACUUCCUGUAUCACCACCUGCAAUUGCCGGCCAGUCUGGAUGUUUCCUCCCUAAUGGUAAAGUAGGCGAACCUAGUGUAUUGGUUUUAUUCGGAGGAAUGUGUCAGUCUCUUGGACUAUGCGUCAACUACUUAUAUAUCAUAUCUCCAGAAAGUGGUCGUUGGAUUUCACUUUCUGAUACAUCGAAUAAUUGUCAAAGUGAUUGGCCGUCCGGUCGAUGUGGUCAUUCAACAUGCGCUCUUGAUUCCAACAGAAUGCUUUUGUUAUUUGGGAACUUAGAAUCACCUUUGGCUAAUAAUCAUUCUGUGCGUCGACAACAGGGAAUGCCAGUUGGUCCUAAUUCGAAUAGUGAUUCUGAAUCAACUUCUGGUUUACUUAAUUAUCAUGGUCGACCGGCAAAGGAUAUAUGGAUACUUACACGUUGUUCACCAAACAUCGGUCAAGAAUGGUUUGAAGUAAAUUGGUUCUGGACCAAAGUUCAGUGUUCUGAGAGUAUCUCUGGAUGUCCACCGAUAGACUUUUAUCAUGCAACUGCAAUCGCGCUUCCUUAUCGUGAAAACGGUAAAUCACAGUCGUCGGCAAAAAACAGUGAUUUUAUUCCUGUCCAGAGUGACAACGUUGGUACAAACUUCUCAAAUGAACACAGUGUUUAUACUGUUGUUGUCAUCAGUCAACCAACUACAGCACUGUUGGAUGAGGCAGCUAAACAGCGUAGAUAUUGGCAACGCAUCAAACUCAACUCCGAGUUAAAUAGUAUGCCUUUUCAAAAUAAUUCAGUAGGUCAAGAUACUCGUAUGUCAGAUGAUGAUGCUAUUGACGAGGAUGAGGAGCAGCGUAAACACUACCGUUCAGUCGAUAUCACUGAUCGUGAAUCAAAUCGAAUCUUGCAUCUACCAUCAUCUAAGCGUGCAAAUAACAGACGCGCACGAAGACUUGAAGCUUUAGCUAUUCAAGAACGAAGGCUUUUUGGAACACGUAAUCUGACCUCUAAUGAAAGUAAUGCACCAUCACUUGGCCGAUCAUUUUCAUCAAAUCAAUGCCCAUCCAAUCAUAACUUAUGUCUUUCUAAACCUGUACAAUUCGAAUGUGCUUAUCGUCCUUUGGCUUUGUACACACUUAACAUCGUAUGCUCUCAUUCCGAUGCUUCAUAUAAUUCUGAAACUAAAAUUCAUGUCACAGAAAAUAAAGCAAAAGGUGUUUGGUUGGCGCCUACCAAACAAAGUUAUCUAGAUCUUUAUUUUGCACCACCUGAGUGCCUAGGUUUUUCAUGUGCCUUUGGUCAUGGUUGUUUAUUUCUUUUCGGUGGUUUGACUGACUCCGAUGACAUGAGAUCAAACGAAAAUGCAUUUCACCCAUCAAUUAACGCAUCGCAGAAUCGUGACGAUAAUGACUUAUAUCAACGAUACAAUGAUUUACCCACUUCUCAAUUGUCCAGAACUUCAGUAUUAAAUGGUUCUCUUAUACAGGGACAUCUUAGUUCUGGUACAAAUCCACCAGAUACAGUUUAUUCCAGUCCUCUAGGUACUGCACAGUUUUUCAUUCUUCGUGCACGUGCUCUUGCUGGCACUAUAAUUUAA
Schistosoma turkestanicum is the source of this 1821-nucleotide messenger RNA. The record is from the annotation of a GenBank genome assembly. Lineage: Eukaryota; Metazoa; Platyhelminthes; Trematoda; Strigeidida; Schistosomatidae.